Rattus norvegicus (Norway rat) is the source of this 12564-nucleotide messenger RNA. It is a transcript of the gene Pofut3, whose product is annotated as protein O-fucosyltransferase 3. Gene Ontology annotation, molecular function: fucosyltransferase activity; alpha-(1->3)-fucosyltransferase activity; peptide-O-fucosyltransferase activity. The record is from RefSeq and is marked validated. Lineage: Eukaryota; Metazoa; Chordata; Mammalia; Rodentia; Muridae. The transcript has 5 exons. The coding region runs from base 375 to 1826 and encodes 483 amino acids. Gene Ontology annotation, biological process: glycoprotein biosynthetic process; N-glycan processing. Gene Ontology annotation, cellular component: Golgi membrane; membrane; endoplasmic reticulum membrane.
AGAGCUCAGGCGCGUAAAUAGAAAGUGAGGGCUCUGGGGAGUGGGUAGAGCGUCCUGUAUUCCCUGAGGAUGGUUGAACUACUGUGCUGGGGACUUGUUUUGAUACCCUGCCGCCUAAGUGUUUUUGGCUGGCACCGUGUCUGAGGACUCCAGCUGUUCUGAUGAUAGCCUAAGAAGAUCACACGCUGUUCCCUCUCAGCGCCAAGCCAGGCCCAUUCGGAACCGUGGCUCUCAGUCCUUCAUGGAGACCAGCUCCCAGCAGGAAAUUGGCACCCAGAUGGUUCCUCCAUGUGACGUUGUCUCUGGAUGUGGGCUGACUAGAGGACACCUGGAGGCCAGGCCAGCCCUUUGUCAGUCAUUCGUGUCGGGGCAGCAUGGUGCGGAUUCCGAGGAGGAAGCUUCUGCCAUCUUGCCUUUGUAUGACAGCCACUGUCUUUCUGAUGGUGACAGUCCAGGUAGUGGUUGAGCUUGGGAAAUUUGAAAGGAAGAAGUUUAAAAACUCCGAUUUGCAAGAUGGACAGAAAGAUGUGGAGGGAGAUCCCAAACACUUGAACCCACUUCCUAAAAAGGACGCACUGGCCUUGUCUGGGAGGAACAAGGUGGAUGCUGGUAGCUACCCCAUUGUGCUGUGGUGGUCUCCACUGACUGGAGAGACUGGCAGGCUCGGCCAGUGUGGGGCAGAUGCUUGCUUCUUUACUAUCAAUAGAACCUUCCAGCAUCAUCCUAUGACCAAGGCCUUCCUCUUCUAUGGUACUGACUUUAACAUAGACAGCUUACCUCUGCCUCGGAAAGCCCAUCAUGACUGGGCCCUUUUUCACGAAGAGUCCCCCAAAAACAAUUAUAAACUCUUCCACAAGCCAGUCAUCACCUUAUUCAACCAUACGGCCACAUUCAGCAGGCACUCCGACUUGCCACUGACUACACAGUACCUGGAAAGUGUAGAAGUCUUGAAGUCACUCCGAUACUUAGUUCCUUUACAGUCUAAAAACAACCUGAGACAAAAACUGGCCCCACUGGUGUAUGUUCAGUCGGACUGUGAUCCACCAUCAGACAGGGACAGCUAUGUUCGGGAGCUGAUGGCUUACAUUGAAGUUGAUUCCUAUGGCGAGUGUUUACAAAACAAACAUCUCCCUCAGCAGCUGAAAAACCCUGCCUCUAUGGAUGCUGAUGCCUUCUACAGGGUCCUUGCCCAGUAUAAGUUCAUCCUUGCUUUUGAGAAUGCAGUCUGUGAUGAUUACAUCACCGAGAAGUUCUGGAGACCACUGAAGCUGGGAGUGGUGCCGGUGUAUUACGGAUCUCCCACCAUCGCAGACUGGCUUCCCAGUAACAGAAGUGCCAUUCUUGUGUCAGAAUUUUCUCACCCCAGAGAACUGGCAAGCUUCAUCAGGCGACUGGAUUAUGACGACGGAUUGUAUGAGACCUAUGUGGAGUGGAAGCUAAAGGGCGAGAUCUCUAACCAGCGACUUCUGACAGCUCUCCGGGAACGGGAGUGGGGCGUGCAGGACAUCAACCAGGACAACUACAUUGACACAUUCGAGUGUAUGGUGUGCCGCAGGGUAUGGGCCAACAGGAGGCUACAGGAGCAGGGCUUACCACCCAAACAAUGGAAGGCAGACGUUAGCCACCUGCAUUGCCCAGAGCCUACGCUGUUCGCCUUUUCAUCUCCAGCUUCUCCGGCCCUACGUGGGAGAUCAUUGCGAGAGCUGUGGCUACCCAGCUUUCAACAGUCUAAGAAGGAAGCCCAGGCACUGAGGUGGCUGGUGGAUAGGAACCAAAACUUUUCAUCGGAAGAGUUUUGGGCUCUAGUAUUUAAGGACUCAUUUUAAAAGGUACUAGACUGACAGAGUAAGCUUAAUUCUCUUGGUGGCCUUAAUAUUUGAAGAUGAAAGAUGAUGGCUAUUCCACCGAGCCUCCUUUAGGAUAGGGAGUAAUUGUAGCAGUUCUCACAAAGAGCCCUGGCAAGUAGUAGCUGUGAAUUACUCCUAGCAGUUGCCUCUGUAUUUUUAGACUUUUAAAAAUGGACAUUGGGUGCCUUCAGGUUAUGCAUUUGGACCCAGGGACUGGCUGUCUUCUGUGGAAACCAACCUAACGUCCUGAGCUUUCCUUGCUGCACAGUUCGUUGUGAGUGCGUGAUAUGCACCUCCCUGUCAGCAGCUCACUGGUCCUUGGCCAGCCCAGUUUCUUGAGGCUGGGAAUGAAUGAACCAUAUCAGAACUUGGCAGUGAGAGUCUCCAUCUGUUCUCAGGGAAGUGAGUGAGUAAGAAAAGCUCUAUCGGGCUCCUCUGCUCCCCCAGUCCAUGUUCCCAUUUUCCUUCCUUUCCUCACCUGCAAGCCACCUCGCUAGCCUCCCCUGUAUUCGCCUCACCUGUGCCCUCCUCGCAUUUCCCUCUGAAGGGGAAUUUUCUAGAAAGCUGUAACUUCUCCUGGCUUCUCCACCAGUGAGAUGUCAAUGAUAGUUUCUGAUCCAACAGAGGCAGGAGAGGAAAAAUAGUCAGCUUCGUGGCAAACAGCCAUUUGUUUUGAUCAAGUUGUGGGAUGCCAGUGCCCUGGGCUCUCCUCUGGUUUGAAGCUGAUUGCCCGUAGAAUGAUGGAUACAGCCUGUCAGUGGGGGCAGGCAGGCUGCCGAGGAGCGUUUCCUAGUUUCCAAGGCUGACACCGGCAAAGGUUCAGCUGGGUUAUCUGGUUCCCUGCUGGAGCUCUCUGAAAACAAGGAACCACACUGACUUUCAUUCCAGUAGAUGGUAGGAAGACUUCUGGCCCACAGCAAAGCCUUUUGGUAACUGGUGUGUUGGCCUUUGUGUUUAUGUGGGAAGGCAAGCCAUUGAUCUCUCCAGCUGUGGCAGCCAGUCUGCGAGAUGAGGAUUGAAAGCGACCCAUUUUUGAUGAGCGGUCGGGUCACCUUGCUGGUGGCAGAACCUGCCUGUGGAGAGUUUCUCCUCAUCUCACAUCUGUCACGGACUAAACAUGGGCGUAGACAAAUCUCUUAACCUCCCUGGACCUUGAAUUUGUAUCUUAGGAAGAAGUGGCCUUUGAAGUUGUGACUUUUUAAAUUACUCAUCCGAGUUUAAGACGGUUAAUUUCACAGGUGCUUUUUACUCAAGUGGGAAUAAACUGGCAUAGAUGUGUGUUUCUCAAAAGAAAUAUAGUCUUUGGAGGAAGGGUCGUAUGCAUUUUACAUAAUAUUGGAAAUGAAGGGGAUUCUCUAUUAUUUUAUCUAAUAACAUCAACACAGUAAGUGUUUGAAAAGGGGUUGUUGGUGUAAAGUCAGGCCUUAAACUGUAUGCUUAAUGAAGUGGAAUUCUAUCUGAAUCCUCAGAAAUGGUCUGCAAAAGGAUUUAUAUCUUUGACACAAUAAAACAGUAGCUUCACUUUGCAUAAUUGUCUAAAACUAAUGCUCAGUGCUUUCAUGUGUGUCUCAAAUCUCAAUAUGUCAGGCGAUUCUUAAAACUUUUUUGAGAGCUUCAAAUAUGCCAUGACGGAGAUGAUUCUCUCCCUCUCCUCCCAAUGCCCCUGCAGUGUCCUCCCCUCCUUUGUCUCCUUUUAAAGUCGAACACAGAAUAUUCUCUCAUACAAUAUAUCCCAACCACAGUUUCUCCUCCCUUCACUUUGCCUAGCUCCCCUCCACCUUCCCUCUCCUGUAGAUCUACUCUCCCUCCAUUUCCUCUUCAUAAAGACCUCCAAGAAAACAGCUCAAUAGGACAAAACAAGGUGCAGUAAGACAGGCAACAGCCCUAAUAUUGAGGCUGGGUAUUGAAUAUAUAUUAGAACACACUCAAUCCGGUUAGUUCCGGUUAGUGCUGCUCGUCUGUGCAUGGAUAAGCAACCACACACUGGUGCCUAGAACACUCUCAGCGUCCACUUUCUCAACUGUAAGUGACUCCUUUGUGAGGCACAGAGUCUGGCGAUAGACUGUGACUGACUUGAUCUUUUGCAGGUCUGUUAUCGUUAACCCCAGCUGCAGUGAGCUCAGCUGUGUGCCUCAAUGGCGUGUCUAGAAGAUGGCAUUUCACAACACUGGUUCCUAUCCUCCCACUCUUCUGUUCUCCCCAUCCCCCUUUCCUCAGUGUUCCCUGAGCCUGACUGGAGCAGACGUUUGAGGUAGAUGUCCCUUUUACGGCAGAGCCUUUCAUUCUCAGUACUUCUGACCAGUUAUAUCUCCCCAGUGGUUGUUACCCGCUGCAAAGAGAAGUUCGUCUAAAGUUCUGUUCUAGGUAUAAACAAAAUUUAUUUCCUUUUUUAAAAUAAAUUACUUUUUCUAGAAUUUCAUACAUCGAUAUACUUUAUUAACAUCGUUUCCACCCAUCUUCCUCUGCCCCAACUUCUUUCCCUCACUCCUUUUCAAAUUCAUAACUUAUUUGUUUAUAAUUAAUAUUACAUAUAUAAACACAUAUACGUGUAUAGAACGUACUAAGUCCAUUUAGUGUUGCUUCUAUGUUCAUGUGUUUAGGCUUGACCACUUGAUGUUGGGGUAUAACUCUAACCCUAACCCCUAACCCUAAACGUGAUUUUUUUUGUUGUGGGAACAAAGUCCCCGCUGGCUUCCCACAGCUCAGGUAAGCCACCAGUUCUGUUCCUGUCCUUGAGGCUCCCUCCCAGUCUUGUACCUAGAGAAAACUGUUUUGUUUUUUUGUUUUUUGUUUUUUUUUCUCUUUCUCUCAGCAGCCACUGACUGCCCAUAAUUUUUUUUUUAUGAUACCAUUGUGUAUUUUUAUUUUUUUUUCUCUUAGGAUCAUUUAUUAAAAAAAAAGUAAAAUAAUUGCAAGCUGAAUGCAGAAACACAUCAAUACAUCAUCCAUCUUAGUCUAGUAGAUUUCAUUCAAGACAUGAAGGGAUGAUUCAAUAUGUGGAAAUCCAUUGAUAUAAUUCAGUAUAUAAAAACUGAAAAAAAAAGUCACAUGAUUAUAUCAUUAGAUGCUGAAAAAUAUCGGGAAAAUUCCAUCAUUUCUUUUCUUUUCUUUUUUUUUUAAAGACACCUUCACACUCUUUACUCCCUUUACCUAAUGCAUCCUUAAUGCACAAACAACCUAAAGAAUCCAAUUAAAAGAAUCGAAGUUUACAACACGGCGGGACAGCGAGACCGCCAUGGUUCUAUAUCAUGACACAGUGAGUGAAGGGUUAAUUUGGAAUUUCUGCUCCAUAAACUGUUCCCAAAUGGUUUGCUGCACCCAUAAGAGAUAAAUACACAAUACUGCUGCUGCUGAUCCAUAGUGUGGCUUCUUUUCUUUUCUUUUCUUCUCUUUUCUUUUUUUUUUAAGCUGAGCACAACUAUUAUCAUUUUGUAAUUAAAAGCAUAAAAUAUAUCUAACACCCAGUCCCACACUACAUCAGUUAUACAGAAUAUUUAGUUAUCCAUUCCAUUAUUAUCCAUUAUUUAAGAAAGGCCUAAAAUCUAUAUUAUAUCUUGCUAGCUUGUACACUAUCUGAUAACUAUCCAAUAAAAUAUGUAUUUUCAGAGUUAAACAGCCUGAUAGGCUAUGAAACUAGAAUCAGUCUUCAACCCCAUCAGAAAUCUGAGAACGACCAAAUAUCUAUACACAUAGGAAGCCUAACAUGGCUUCCAGAACUGAGAGGUUGUAGAGACAAAUCUCCACUAGUGCAGUCGCCUGUUAGGAACAUGUGAGUGCAAGUCUUCAGUCUUCGGGCCCAAAAUCAACUGACAGACUCUUGAAAUGGAGAUUUUGAAGGGCUAAUCACCCUGUCUUGGCAGAGUUUAUCAGUCAAAUAUUCUGCAUAAUUUGUCCUUUUCUGGACAGUAUAGUCUGCAGAUGAAACAGGCAGUUUUGUCAAGUGGCUGCCCAGCCACAAAUUAUUUCCUCACCUGAAGGUAGAGAUGUUCACAUUCUUCGUCCAGGGUUGUUUCCAUGUGUUCUUUCUUGAUUGCUUCUAUUUCCAUUUUUAAUUCCUUCAACUGUUUGAUUGUGUUUUCCUGGAAUUCUUUCAGGGAUUUUUGCGAUUCCUCUCUGUAGGCUUCUACUUGUUCUCUAAGGGAGUUCUCCACGUCUUUCUUGAAGUCCUCCAGCAUCAUGAUCAAAUACGAUUUUGAAACUAGAUCUUGCUUUUCUGGUGUGUUUGGAUAUUCCAUGUUUAUUUUGGUGGGAGAAUUGGGCUCCGAUGAUGCCAUGUAGUCUUGGUUUCUGUUGCUUGGGUUCCUGCGCUUUCCUCUCGCCAUCAGAUUAUCUCUAGUGUUACUUUGUUCUGCUAUUUCUGACAGUGGCUAGACUGUCCUAUAAGCCUGUGUGUCAGGAGUGCUGUAGACCUGUUUUCCUGUUUUCUUUCAGCCAGUUAUGGGGACAGAGUGUUCUGCUUUCGGGCGUGUAGUUUUUCCUCUCUACAGGUCUUCAGCUGUUCCUGUGGGCCUGUGUCUUGAGUUCACCAGGCAGGUUUCUUGCAGGGGAAAAGUUGGUCCUACCUGUGGUUCCAAGGCUCAAGUUUGCUCGUGGGGUACUGCCUAAGUCCUCUCCGCGGCGGCAGCAACCGGGAAGAUCUGCGCCGCUCUUUCCGGGAGCCUCCGUGCACCAGGGUUCCAGAUGGCGUUUGGUGUUUUCCUCUGGCGUCUGGACGUGCGCAGAGUGCAGUCUCUUCUGGUUUCCCAGGCGUGUCUGCCUCUCUAAGGGUUUAGCUCUCCCUCCCACGGGAUUUGGGUGCAGAGAACUGUUUAUCCGGUCUGUUUCCUUCAGGUUUCGGCGGUGUCUCAGGCGCAGGGGUCCUGCCGUUCCUGGGCCCUCCCCUACGGGAACCCAGAGGCCUUAUACAGUUGCCUCUUGGGCCAGGGAUGUGGGCAUAGGUGGGCAGUGUUAGUGGUCUCCUCCGCUCUGCAGCCUCAGGAGUGCCCACCUGACCAGGCGGUGAGGUCUCUCUCCCACGGGGUUUGGUAGCAGAGAGCUGCUGCGGGCCGGGAUCCGCGCGUGUGGGACUUCCGGUAAACACAGGAAGUGCCCGGUCCUAGAGGAAUUUUGCCUCUGUGUGUCCUGAGUCUGGACGUGCGCAGAGUGCAGUCUCUUCUGGCCUCCCAGGCGCGCCCGCCUCUCUCCAUAAUUCUUUAUCUAGGGAUGAGCCCUCGUGUAAUUUCACCUAUUCCCAACGGCACGUUGACGGGUAUGGCCAUUACCUGUUCCCACCGGCAUGUUGACGGGUAUGGUCAUUAUGUAGGUCUUGUUUAGGCAACUGUUUCUGUUGAGACUUCAUGGGCACAACACUGAUGUCAUGGCUAGAAGACAUCUCACACCAGGUAGCAUGGUCCUCUGACUCUUACUAUUUUCCUUCCUUUCCUUCCCUCCCUCCCUCCCUCUCCCUCCCUUCCUUCCUUCCUUUCCUUCCUUUCCUUCCCUCUUUCUUUCUUUCUUUCUUUCUUUCUUUCUUUCUUUCUUUCUUUCUUUCUUUCUUUCUUUCGAUUUAUUUUAUGUAUAUGAGUACAUGGUCUCUCUCUUCAGACAGACCACUCAAGGGCAUCGGAUCCCGUUAUAGAUGGUUGUGAGCCACCAUUGUGGUUGCUGGGAUUUGAGGACUCAGGCUCUCUGGAAGAGCAGGCAGUGCUCUUAACCACUGAGCUAUCUCUCGAGCCCCUGUUUUCUUUUUAAAAUUGAAAUUGUUUUUCAGUCAACACCUUCUGAUUUCCCCUCCUCCACUCCGUCUCAUAUCCUCCUCACCUCCCCACCCACCUAUCUAUGACCUUUCUUGCUCUAAAACAAACAAAAACAAAUAUUAAAAAAGCAAGAGACACCCCAAACCCUCACAUUUGAAAGCAAAAUAUAUAAGCAAAAGACCGAUAAGACAAAAAAGUGUAAACAAAACAAAAUGAGCCAAAAAAAAAAUCUACAAAAAAAUGCCAUUGAGUUGUGUUGGCCAAGUACUCUUGGGCACAGGGUCUACCCUGAAGUGUGGUUGAUGUACUCAGUGACACUGUAUUGGUGAAAGCCAAUUUUUCCUUGGCCACCAGUUAUAAUUUGCACGUAGCUUCUUGGUUAAGGGUGAGAGCCUAUGCAGCCUUCCCCUGCUCAGUGCUUGGACUUCAUCUGUCAUAAACCUGUGCAGGUCCUGUGCAUGCUGCCACAGUCUCUGUGCGUUCAUAUGUGUAUCAGUCCUGCUCUGUCUGGAAGUCAUCCCAGCACGCAAGGGGAAAGGAUUCUUGAUCCUUGACCAGCAACUAAGGAAGGCAGUUGUCUUCUAGAGAAAGAGUCAUUUUUCUUUAAGGGUGUAGGCCACGCUCAUGUAGAUCAAGCAGCACCCAGGACUAUAUGGAUAGCAUUAAUUGGAGUCAGGGUUAUUAAAAAAAAAAAAAGAGGACAUGGCAUUGUGGGGUGUAGGAGGUUGGGCAUAUCUAGGAAGAACUAGGGAAAGAGUGGGUGAAUUUUAUUAAAAUGCAUUGUUUGAGAUUCUCAUUAGAAUUAAUAAAAUUAUUUUAAUAAAUUAUAAUAAAAUAAUUAAUAAAAAUAUUUUUCAUUGAGUAUAUUUUAAUGAAAAUAAAUGAGGCCUUGUGGGACCCUAGGUACCCACAGAUUUGAGACUUGCAUGCUUUGAGACAUUUUCGUUACUUAGCAUCUGCUGCUUCUUUUAUUAGGUCUUUCUUAGGACGAUGCCUUCUGACAGUCACUGUUGCAGGGUGAGAAGUGUCUCCUAAUCUCACAGGCUUCCUGUCUCCAAGUAGAAUUUUUGAAUGCCUUGGUGCACUUUCCUGUGUUUCUCCUAUCACACCAUGCUUCUCUACACCUCACUGUCUGUUAGCUGCUUCAAGGAGCCAUCAUAGUAAUGCCAGUGCAAUAGUCAUGUUACAGUACCUCAGUGUAUUUCACUCGGGUUAUUCACAAGGAUGAAGUUUCUCAGCAGCAUGAGAAGGUAAACAGGGCUGGAGGGAUGGCUCAGCAGUUAAGACCACUGACCGUUCUUCCAGCUGUUCAGUCAGUUCCUGAGUUCAAAUCCUAACAACCACAUAGUCGCUCACAACCACCUGUAAUGAGAUCUGAUGCCCUCUUUCUGAUCUCAAAGACAGCUACAGUGUACUUAUGUAUAAUAAAUAGAUAAAUAAAUCUUUUUUUUUAAAAAGAGAAACUACCAGGACUUUUAUGAAGAUGAUUACUAAUGUUUGCCCAUAGUCUUCGUGCCUUCACUUGAAAAUGGAGACUGUCGCGCACCCAAAGUCUCGCCAGCAAGAACGACGUGCGGACACCAGGAUCCUUCUGCAGCAAAGCAUUUAUUACAUCUUGAAGAGGAGAGACCCGGGGCCCAGAAAGGCGCUGCUUAUAUACACCCUAAUGUGGCGUGUCCACACCUGAUUGGUCGCUUACCCAUGAUCUCAUUGGCACGCCCCGGGGUGGGCAAAGACUUGGCGCGAACACACUCUUGCACAUGCGCACACAGCUAGCUUCCUGAAAGGAAGUCGGGCUGGUGGCAGCGGAAGCCAGCGCCAUCUUGUAAUGGCAAAUGCUAUCACGGCUUUCCACAGGAGACAGAUUUGACUUUUAGUCAAGCAACAGAUGUAAAGUUUCUGAGAUGAAAUGCUUACUGGUUUAAGGACUACAUUCUAGUAGCCAGAAUGUAAGUUAGAGCCAUUAUCAUUAUUAGUAACUGGAUGCAUAGUAGGUUGCUUGGAAGAAAAGUGAAAACACGUGUCUUUCUUCCCCAUUCGUACAUUAUGUAUUACAUGUAGGAAAGCUAGCUCAGUGUCUGCAGGACAUUGAGUCCAGCAGAGAACCAAACUGAAGCGAAAAGCCUCACAUGAUAUUAUGUAUUUUAUAAAGCCUUUACAACACAAUUCCUGCUAAAGAUAAUCAGGGAUCUUUUCUGGUGUUUUCUUCCCCUAGUUCCGGGAUGCCUAACUCACUUUAGGAACUUGGACAGCAGCACCUCAUUUCUGAUAACAAGUUCUAUCUUAGUCACAGACUAAGUGGCUUAUUUUCUAUACUGUCACAGGCUUGGUGGCUUACAAAUAAUAAAAAUUUGCUUCUUAUCUUUUUGGAGGCUGGGUCCAAAGGUCCUAAGGUCAAGGUGCCAGUAGAUUUGGUAUCUAGUCAGAGGCUUCUUGGCUCACAGAUGGUGGCCUUCUUGCUGUGACUCCCACAAAAGCAGGGGAGUGAGCUCUCUGAGGUUUAUUUUAUAACAUUUAUCCACCCAGAUGCCCUACUUACUUCCUAAAGGCUCUACCACUCUAUAUGGGUGUUUUGUUUUGUUUUGACAGGGUCUCACUAUGUAUCCCUGCCUGGCCUGGAACUGUCUGUAUACAUCUGGCUGUUUUCAGAUUCACAGACCUGCCUGUCUCUGCCUUCCAAGUGCUCAGAUUAAAGGUAUGCAGCAUCACAUCUGGCAAAUGGCAAAUAUUUGAUAUUAAAUUUUUAGCCUAUCCAGGCCAUACAUAGCACCAAUGUAGAGUAAGUCGACUCCUCAGGAGCAAGACAGGCACAGUUUGGCAUAAGUAAUGUGUCUUGGAGUAGUCAAGGUGUAGUGUAGAGGAUCAAACAAGAACAGUGGUUAGUUUUGUUUCAGAAAACUUGGAAGUCUUGACUAUUUUAUAAAAUGUCCUUACUGUACUGUAAUUAAAAAAUGUUAUUAGUGAAUAUUUUUACUGCAUAUUGUAUUAUCAACAUAUUCUAUAUCUACACAUAUAUGUUUAUAUAUACAUAUACUAUGUGUAUAUAUAAUAUAGCUUAAUAAAUAUAAAGUUCAUAUAUAUAUAUAUGAUAACUGGAAAUGUUAGGAAAAAGUCAAGGGAUAUAGAGUUAUGCCUAUAAUACUAGAGUAAGAAAAAUAGGACCAAUAUAUUAUAUUAAUUAUAAUAAUUAUACAUUAUAUUAUAUGUAAUAUUAUAUUAUAAUAUAUUAUAUUAAUUAUUUUUUCAAGUUACUUGGCCUUUUGACCCAUUUUGCCAUAUGCCUACUAUACUAGCUGUUGUUCUGGUGAAAUGGUUUUGACGACUAAAUAAGCAAAUGUUCAUAGUUUACAUUUUAUAUAAGUGUUGGUGUCCAUAGCCACUACUCUUUUAUUUGUGAAGACCGUGACUGAGAUCUGUCCAGGAAGACAGAUUGGGGAAUGAUAAGUUAUGGGGAUGCCUCUUUGUUCUUGUUUGUUAUUCGAUAUGUAUUUAUUGAAUGCUGUGAAAUAGGCAUUGUGUCAGGCGAUGGAAUGACGUAAGAUAUAAGCGAGAGAGGAGGUGAAAGGGUUCUGGGGAGGGCUUUGUGAUUUUAUUAAAACCAGGGACUAGGAGCUGCAGAGAAGGCUCAGUGAGUGAGAGCGUGGGCUGCUCUUGCAUAGCACCCAUGUUCGGCAGCUGGUUAAUCCAGCUCCAGGAGAUCUAAUGCCCAAUCCCGGACUCCAGGGAUAUCCUCACCCAUCCAUUCCUCCUUGACACUCUCCCUUUCCCUCUCCCUCUCCUUCCAAGGCCCAUAAAAUAAAUCAUAGAAAACCAAACAGGUAUGAAGGAAUGCCCAGAGUAUUCAUAGUUACCCUUGUGGGACUUUUGAUAGGUUUGCGCACAGCCUCAGACAGCAGAAUGACUGGAAUGGUCCUGGGAUAGGAAGGGACAAACCCUAUAAACCUGCCUGUUUGAUUGAUGAAUACGGUUUAGACCUGAAACCCAAGGAGGAUCUUUUGUUGCCUUCCCAUUACUCUGACCUGAGUCUUGGAACCAGGCCAUUUAAUGGACCCAGACUGAGAAAGAGGACAGAAUUGACUAGGUCUGUAGAUCUGUGUCCCAAUUAUUCAUUCCCAGAAGAUCAAUGAGGAGAAAGAAAAGAGAAACCUGAGAAGUCUUCUGGGAGCAGACCUGCUCUCUCCUGUGCUCCAUGUGGUGUGGAUGUGGGAUUACACAUACAACAGCGCAGGAGUGAGCCUUUAUACACACUAGUGACUUCUCUCCCUGUAACUUUGGCCCAUCGCUUUCCCAGGCUCACAUGCAUGGACUUAGAACCUUAAUAGGGUUAGAGAUAGGGCUCAUUGAGGAUCUGGGGAAGGGCUUGCAGUGUGGGGUACAGCAGAGGUGACCCCCUAGGAUUUCAUUCUCAUUGUGUCGGGAUGGACAGCCUGAUUUUCAUCAGUCAGAGGUGAGGCCCUAUCUGAGCAGUCAUAACAUAACAAGAGAGACCUUUAUCUGUCUUCAUGGGCUUCUUGUCUGUUCUCUGUUGCUCCUUUAUACUUCCUAGAGCAGUGAUCUGGGAGGUUCCUUUAAUCUGUUCCACUGAAGCUUGUGAAGUGUGUCAGGACUGGACAGUGAUGGCUGCUUCAGAGGACAUAAGUCCUCUAUGUUGCUUACGAACCCCACGUCAUCCAAUCAGGAGCACAAGAAGACGUUCUACAAGUAGCUGACAAAGGGUGAUACAACUAUUCAAAAUUUUGCUACCAUGGACCUAAUUUUUAACAACGAUUGAGCUGAUUAUGAGGUUUAAAGACUAUCACUGUAGGUGAUGGGAGUUUUAAUGGUUUUGAGGCUGACCAUAAUCUAAGAGCUUUUGAGAUGAACUUAAGUUGUUUCUCAAACACACAGAGUAAACUCCUUAGACGAAUCUACUCAAAGGAGGGGAGAGAGGGCAAUAUUAUAAAAGAAUGUCCGUGAUAAAGCAAUAAAAAUGAUUAAUUAAA